AUGAAUUACGACGUUCGCGAGCUGCUCCAACAGGCAUUCAACGACGUUGACCCCGGGCACGCCACGGCGUUCGACCUGAUGGGCGGCAAUGAGAUCCGCGCAUGGAUUGAGGACCUAACCGAAGUAGAGCAGGCAAACAAGGGUUUCGAAAUUCUCAGCGGCGUUGCAGGUGCCACCGGAACAGGCAAGACGUCGCGCUUGAACGCCCUGCUCGAGUACCCGGAGCUGCUUGCUUCAAGCAGCACCGAUGCCGCAACGGCAACUGUGUGCCGGACUGCGUGGAAUCGCGACGACGCAGAAGGCCAUGAGUUUAGGGCGGACGUCAAGUUCCGUACAAAAGAAGCUGUCGUGAAGGCGCUGAACAAAAUUUUGACGGCGGUCAAAGACAGAAAGGAGCCAAGUGAGCAAGAGUUCGAGAGCGAGGAUGAGCGGAUUGAAGCCAUUGAGGAACUGACCGAUGUCAUCUCCCGAGGUAUCAACAAAAUUUGCGCCGUCUGGGCCCUUGACGAGGGCGAAAUCGAGGACAUGGAAUACAUUGUGGAAUCAGUUACGGCGGACAACGAACAGAUCGUCGGGCUCCUGGGCACGGGGAUUGCUGUCUACUCGUCGGAUACUGAUGAGUUUGCUGCUGAAGUUAAGUCCUACUUGGAUUCGACACUGACACCAGAGGGCAUCCCAGCCUGGCCGCUCAUUGAGGGGAUCAGAAUCGACGUCAAGUCGGAAAUACUCAAGCAUGGCAUCAUCUUGGUCGAGGACCGAUCCGCUAUGGUGGAACACUACUACCAGAAGCUCUCGGUCACGGCCAUCGUGACUCCCGCCAUUCGAGCGGUUGACUUGAAGACGGGCGUAAAGCUGAUGGGCAACUACCAAGAGCUCCGCAUGCAGCUCAACGGUAAAUAUCACAAAGACAAUAUUUGCGUAGUCAUCUCCAAGAUCGACGACAUGGAGGUCGAUGUUUUUUGCAAGGACGACGCAGCCCAGCUCGAUCGUUCCUUGUCAACGCUUGAGAGCCGGAGGAAGCUUCGCUGCGUUGGAAUUCGCAACCAGUACAUUAAGAAGCGGAUCCCAGCGGAUAUCUUCCACCGCCAGAAGAAGCUCGUCGGCCUGGCAGAGCACAACAGGGACAAGUAUGACAGGUCCGCCGAGGUGUUUCCAGUUUGUGCGUCUGGGUUCAGCGAUCUGCUCAAAGGCAAGAAACCCCAGCCCGGGUUCCCCUCUAAGUUGUACACUGGCGUGCCGAGGCUGCGCCAAUGGCCGAGAGAGGCUAUCCUCGCUUACCGCGAAGAGCAUUGUGACAUGGUGUUGCGCGAACUCCAGCGGUUGCAUGACGGCAUUAGAACCUGGUCAGACGACCGCAGCCGCGGCAUGGUGCGGUUCUCGCGCAGGGAGAUUGAGUCCUUGUUGCAGUCUAGCCAUAAGAGAUACCUCAAGAGAAUUACGGUAGAUCUUAUUCGUAGUGUCGACGGAAUAAAGAAGUCGAGCCCUCUGCGCAACAUGGCGGAGAAACUUGCAACCUGCAAGCCUUUGGAGGUGAACGCUGUCUCCCGCUGGGCAUACAAGUACCCGGACGACACGAAUUCCACUAAGAUGGCUUGGGUGACAUACCAAGCUAUCCUCAAGAAAUACGGGCGUCCAUUCCAAAGCAACGGGGCUGGCCGCCCGUUCUAUGACUUCUCACUUGCACACGGCACCCCUUUCCUAGACCGCCUCCGUGAAGACCGGCUGCAGUUCUUCCAAGUCGAACUCUCCAAAGCCGAGGAGCCACUUGUGGAGGAGACAGCCGAAGUCUGGGCGAAGAAAUCGCACCGACAUUCACCCGUCUUGGAGGCCACCAACAAAUCCCUGGACGACAUUUGGAUGGAGCUUUCGGCGAGAAUCAUGGCGUUCAUCAAGGCGAUUUCCGAAGGCGCGUCUCAAAUCCAUCCGCUCUUCAUUGACUCCCUUCGAACCGGCCUCGUACCGCAUUUCAUCCAAGCCCUCAGGAUAAAGGGCAGAAACCACUUUGAGCUCCGCCAAUCGCACCUCCGUACGGCUCUCCAAGCCCAUAACCCGCAGCUUGUCAGUGAAGGCUACAUGGCUAUGGAGAAAGUCUACGACACGCGCACCCAUCCCCUGCCAUCUGUCUUCUUAACCGCGUCCAAAUCCGCCGUCAACAAGGUCAAGACCCAGAUCAGCCUGCUGCUCAAUGACCUCCACGCGCACGUCAGUGUCGGGCGAGACCGAACUGCGCUGGACAAGAAGGUUAGAUUGCAGAAGGCAGUCAAGGUCCGGGUGCUUGGGAAUGGAAAAGGGGAGGGGAGGUCGGAUAUACAGGCGGAGUUUGUGGAGGUUGUUAUGGAGGACGAUGGGAAAAUUGAGGGAGCUGGGGAGGAGGGAGAGGAGAGCGAGCUUGAUAGUGAUACCGAGGACGAUGAUGAGGAGAUGAAUGAGUGA
This is a messenger RNA of Parathielavia appendiculata, 2433 nucleotides long. RefSeq lists its product as uncharacterized. The record is from RefSeq and is a predicted model, not a curated record. The transcript is spliced from 10 exons. NCBI's taxonomy places the organism in Eukaryota, Fungi, Ascomycota, Sordariomycetes, Sordariales, Chaetomiaceae. Bases 1 to 2433 code for a protein of 810 amino acids.